Messenger RNA from Tupaia belangeri chinensis (Chinese tree shrew), 2534 nucleotides. RefSeq names its product Wnt family member 2 (gene WNT2). The transcript is spliced from 5 exons. Gene Ontology annotation, cellular component: extracellular region. Gene Ontology annotation, molecular function: frizzled binding; cytokine activity. Lineage: Eukaryota; Metazoa; Chordata; Mammalia; Scandentia; Tupaiidae. The record is from RefSeq and is a predicted model, not a curated record. Gene Ontology annotation, biological process: cell fate commitment; canonical Wnt signaling pathway; neuron differentiation. Bases 125 to 1207 code for a protein of 360 amino acids.
GGUGGGGGCGCGGCGAGGCGCCGGCAGCCGUGACGAGGCGCUCCCGGCGCUGAGCGCUUCUGCUCCGGGCACGCAUGGCGCCCGCACACGGAGUCUGACCUGAUGAGGACGCAAGGGGGUUAAUAUGAACGCCUGUCUCGGUGGAAUCUGGCCCUGGCUCCCUCUGCUCUUGACCUGGCUCACCCCUGAGGUCAGCUCUUCAUGGUGGUACAUGAGAGCUACAGGUGGCUCCUCCAGGGUGAUGUGUGACAAUGUGCCAGGCCUGGUGAGCCGUCAGAGGCAGCUCUGCCACAGACACCCAGAUGUGAUGCGUGCCAUUGGCCUGGGCGUAGCCGAGUGGACCGCAGAGUGCCAGCACCAAUUCCGCCAGCACCGCUGGAACUGCAACACCCUGGACAGGGAUCACAGCCUCUUUGGCAGGGUCCUACUCCGCAGUAGUCGGGAAUCUGCCUUUGUUUACGCCAUCUCCUCAGCUGGAGUUGUAUUUGCCAUCACCAGGGCCUGUAGCCAAGGAGAAUUAAAAUCCUGUUCCUGCGAUCCAAAGAAGAAGGGAACCGCCAAGGACAGCAAGGGCACCUUUGAUUGGGGUGGCUGUAGUGAUAACAUUGACUAUGGGAUCAAAUUUGCCCGAGCAUUUGUGGAUGCCAAGGAAAGGAAAGGAAAGGAUGCCAGAGCCCUGAUGAAUCUUCAUAACAACAGAGCCGGCAGGAAGGCUGUAAAGCGGUUCUUGAAACAAGAAUGCAAGUGUCAUGGUGUGAGUGGCUCAUGUACUCUGAGGACAUGCUGGCUGGCCAUGGCUGACUUCAGAAAAACGGGUGAUUAUCUCUGGAGGAAGUACAAUGGGGCCAUCCAGGUGGUCAUGAAUCAGGACGGCACUGGUUUCACUGUGGCUAACAAGAGGUUUAAGAAGCCAACGAAAAAUGACCUCGUGUAUUUUGAGAAUUCUCCAGACUACUGUAUCAGGGACCGAGAGGCAGGCUCCCUGGGUACAGCAGGCCGUGUGUGCAACCUGACUUCCCGAGGCAUGGACAGCUGUGAAGUCAUGUGCUGUGGGAGAGGCUACGACACCUCCCGCAUCACAAGGAUGACCAAGUGUGAGUGUAAGUUCCACUGGUGCUGUGCUGUGCGCUGUCAGGACUGCCUGGAGGCCCUAGAUGUGCACACAUGCAAGGCCCCCAAGAGUGCCGACUGGGCAACCCCCGCAUGACCCCAGCAGAAGUCAACAUCCUUCUCCCCUCUACAAGGACUUCAUUGGAUCUUCAAGGACACUGGACCUUUGGGCUCUUCCCAAGAGGAAAAUUUCCUAGGGCAUGUGGCCCUCUCCACAGAAGCCCCCCUCUCCGUUUUUGGGGCCCCAGGACUGGGGGACACAUGCUUCAUGUAAAGCAUACCCUAAUCUAUCCUUCUCCCAGCAUUUAGGGGCUGCCUCUCUCCCUGGUGAGUUCUCUUUGGAGAUACCAUGACAGACUGUUAGAUGGUAUAGCUGGAGGACUCAAUCACUAUCUCACCCACCUAGACUCUUCCUCUUUCUAGAGCAACUGGCCAAGCAGAAAAAAGUGUCUCAAAAGAGCUUUCUUGAUAUCGUCCAACAAAUGCUCACAAUUAAGAAGUUCCAUAUUUCUCUCCAGGAGGUAAAAAAGCAAAAUCAGCUGCCACUGCAUUAACUUCACUUCUUGAAAAGACCUUGGUCUUUAAGUGAUUUUCAUCACCAUUGCUCUUAGGAGUAAUUAGUAGUUGUCUGAAGAAAGAUGACUUUCAAUAAGCUUCAGGUUUAAAAUACAUAUUUUCAAAGCAUUUACUUACAUAUUAAAAUCUGUUAUGACAAGGUGGGAAUGUGUACUUUGGUGCAGUAGUGUUUUGAAUCUUUGAAGUAGUAAAUGCCUCAGAAAGUGAUUGUUUUACAUCCCUGUCACCUGGAUAUAAAGAAUCUUUAGGGAACAAGACUUCCUUCUUAAGUAGGAUCAGAAGAGCAUUAGAAAGAAGACUGACAGUCUGGCAGUAUACUGUAACUAUUGGGUGAAAAUCUAGAAAAUAAUUAAGUGGAAUAUCAGAAAAUAUGUCUGUACAGAUAAAGAAAAAAGGGAUAAUAAAAUACCUAUCUGCUAUUUGCAUGUGACCCAUGGGAUUUUGUAACUGAAAUGACUUUGAGAAUGAAAACUUUUCUGAUAACAAAACUAGCAAGCUAACAUGCUGAUGGAAAGGUUCUAGAGCAAGCACAUCCCUCAGACAGCCUUUACCAUAAGCAGAUGCCUAGGAGAAGUUGGCCUCGUAUGCUGAGGCACAUCAGCUACUGCCCACCACCCUUCAAGCACAUUCAAAAUAUAUGUGUUUGAUGCUUACAAGAUUGUGAUACUGUACCCUAAAGCAAAUGACACAUAGCCUCGCUUAUAACGUUGGCAUUCCUACUAUAUUAUAUUACAAACAAACCAUAACUUGGAGACCAUAUUUAAAAGAUCCAAUUGUAAUUAUGGGAACAUCAGAAUGCAAAUAUUGCUUGGCUUUUGCCAUCAGCCAAGAGAUGACUUGAGGGGGAA